Molecule: messenger RNA, 988 nt
Organism: Gadus morhua (Atlantic cod)
Lineage: Eukaryota; Metazoa; Chordata; Actinopteri; Gadiformes; Gadidae
Exons: 8
Coding region: 47-988 (313 amino acids)
Source: RefSeq, a predicted model, not a curated record
CGUUGGAUACCUGAUUCUCACGCGGGAAGGCAUAACAGAUUUAGCCAUGUCCUACGGAAACAGCAGCAGUAAUGGUGCUUCGGGCAGCAACGUCAGUCAGGGUGAAAUCGUGGAUUCAGCAAGGCGAUUGCUGGAUUUAAUUACGUCCGCUGAAAGACAACGAGAACCGAGGCAGGUCGAUGACAAUGGGCGUUCAGCCCCAAAGCCCGCCUCGCUUCAGAUGGAAAUGACCAGGUCUUUUCCAGGGAUGUUCACCAAGGCCAGAGGAAAGAGGCGCUUUCCCACCCCAACACUUGUCCCAGCCAAGAAGUUGAAGCCAUUAGAGGUGGCUUUUUAUUUGCUUCCAAAGCAGUGUGAGAAGACCCCGAAGGAGGGGGACCAAAUCCUCCAUCUCCAAGCAGGGUUAGGCCGCAGGACUGCUCACCUGGAUGAAGCUUCAACACAUGAAGAGUUAUGUGAGGCCCUAAACAUUCUUUUUCCCAAACUGAGGAAUGUUUCCGGUGGGUGGCUGGUUUAUAAAGCUUCAGCUGGAUGGGGUUGCCGAAAAAUCACGCUUGUGCCUCCUGAAGAUAGUGGCUAUUCAGGCAGGAUCCUGAAGUUUGCAAGUCGUGGGGCCAAAAAUCUCUUCAUAGCCCCAAUUCAGAAAGAACUGAGCACAAGUCCCCUACAGUUGGAUGACAGGAACAUGCCGAAAGCAGACUGUCAGAAGUGUGGACUACCAGUUCCGCUUCCACUCCUGACAGAACACCUCAAAAGAUGUGAUGUCAUUGAUGAUAUAGUCAUUGAAGAGAGGGAAACAGAUAUGCAGGAAUGUCCUGUGUGCACACAAAUCUUCCCAACAGAUUUUAUUGAGGCACACGCUUCGGCCUGCGGGGAGAGUGCUAGUGCAGGGAAUGAGAUGCAUGCAAGUACGAUCAGUGAGGAAGAAGCAGCAAUACCUGGAACAUCCGGAGGAGAUAGAGAUAGAGAUGGAGGUGGGGAUGCUUAG